Messenger RNA from Culex pipiens pallens (northern house mosquito), 1750 nucleotides. Its product is annotated as venom protease-like. The transcript is spliced from 3 exons. Gene Ontology annotation, biological process: proteolysis. The record is from RefSeq and is a predicted model, not a curated record. Gene Ontology annotation, molecular function: serine-type endopeptidase activity. Lineage: Eukaryota; Metazoa; Arthropoda; Insecta; Diptera; Culicidae. Bases 1 to 1188 code for a protein of 395 amino acids.
AUGUUUAUUCAUGCUUUCUCACAUAUUAAUCAUGCAGACGAUGCCUGUUUUACUCCCGAUGGACAGACCGGAAUUUGUAUCUCGUAUGUAAACUGUGAUGUCAUUGUCCGCUUGCUGGUUCAAAACUCGCAGGUGCGUGACCCCAAUAUCGAGAGUUAUGUCCAGCAAAGUCUUUGUGGAAAUCGCGACCUACAAAUGGUUUGUUGUCCUGCACUACGAUUCUCAGCGCAAAUACCGGCUCCAACUACCACUGCCCCAACUACCUCAGGAUCAUUUUUCUACUUUUCGAGUGCACCAUCCAGUACUACCGUAGGUACCAUCAACACUAUCACAACUACAACAUUUGCUCCGCUGGCGGGGCAGUACCGUCUUCCGACCAACUCGCUGGACCGCUGCGGAAUGUCCAACGCAUCCCAUGCCCGCGUUGUUGGCGGAAUGGACGCCCAACUUGGCGCUUGGCCGUGGAUGGCCGCGUUAGGCUAUCGAUCUAGUAACUUCGACCUUACGACGGGUCCAAAAUUUCUAUGCGGUGGCACCCUGAUCACCGCCAAACACGUGGUCACAGCCGCCCAUUGCAUACAGAAUCUGCUCUACUUUGUACGACUGGGCGAGUACGAUAUCGCAUCUACGAACGACGGCGCCAACCCCGUUGAUAUCUACGUAGAAAAAACAAUUAUCCACGAGCAGUAUAACGAGAAAACCAUACAGAACGACAUAGCUAUGAUCUGGCUGCAGCAGACUGCACCACUCUCGGACAUGAUCAAGCCGAUCUGUUUGCCGAUCGAGGAGGCGAUCCGUUCGCGUGACCUAACCUAUUACUCACCGUUUGUGGCCGGUUGGGGAACGACCUCGUACCGGGGACCCACGGCCAAUCGUCUGCAGGAGGUGCAAGUGAUAGUGCUGCCCACGGAUCAAUGUGCGUUCAACUAUAAGCUCUACUUCCCGGAUCAGGUGUUUGACGAUAAGGUGCUGUGCGCCGGGUUUCCCCAAGGCGGAAAGGAUUCCUGCCAGGGUGACAGCGGUGGUCCGUUGAUGUUGCCUCAGCUCGCGGCCAACGGUCAGUACUACUACUACAACUUAAUCGGGAUAGUUUCGUACGGCUACGAAUGUGCCAAACCGGGCUUUCCAGGUGUGUACGUCAAGGUCGGUGCGUUCAUACCGUGGAUUCAAUCGAAAUUGAAUGUAUAAUGAGGAAGAUGUCAACUCGACGUCGUGAUGUCCGAGCGGAUGAGUAAUUCUGUUGCAGUCUAGAACAAAUCAAAGACUUCAAGUGAACUGUCAGCGAGCUACUUGUGUACUUUUAAUUCUGAAUGACUUCACUUUUUUCACGGAUCUAAAAUAAAGAAUUUUGUUUUUUUUAUCUUUCGUGACGUUGUUUUUGCUCCAGGUAGUUGUAAUUCACAACAAUUCAGCUUUUGGUUGGUUUAUAUUCACGGUUUUAAUUUGUUUUUGUUUCGUGCGCAAUUAAAGAGCAAUAAAAUCUACAGUAAGUAUCUGAUCAUGACGUCGCGACGUAUUUUUCAAACAUUGAGUACAUUACGCGUUUCCCAAUAUCGUGUGAUGUAUGUGAUAGCUCUUUUAUUUCGAAAUUUUUUGUUGUUAACAAAUUUGCACUCUUACUUUGCUGAUCCACAUUCAAAUCACCAAGACAAUCCAGAACUAGUAAGGUAAUGAAGACAUACAACCAGAGUUAAUUACUACUCUUAUGGAAUCAAUUUUAGCACCCAGCCCUCUCAAUCGGGAUCGUGAU